Messenger RNA from Solanum stenotomum, 2091 nucleotides. RefSeq lists its product as uncharacterized. The record is from RefSeq and is a predicted model, not a curated record. The transcript has a single exon. Bases 44 to 1579 code for a protein of 511 amino acids. NCBI's taxonomy places the organism in Eukaryota, Viridiplantae, Streptophyta, Magnoliopsida, Solanales, Solanaceae.
CUCACUCUUCCUAUUCUUUCUUCUCCUUCCCCAAAACCCUAAAAUGGAACAUCCAUUCUUCAUCAAUGGCCCUCCUACAAAUCGAUCUGAAGCUUUACGGUGGCUAUCAAUCGCCGAAAAGCUCCUUACAAAUCGUGAUCUUGUUGGUAGCAAAUCAUUUGCAACUCGUGCCCGUGAAUCCGACCCGUCUUUAGCUCACCCAAUCGAUCAAAUCCUCAGCAUCGUCGACACCUUAACCGCCGGCGACAAACGUAUCAACAAUCAUCACUUUGAUUACUACUCUAUCCUCCAGAUCCCUCCUAACCAAACCCAGAACUUCGAAUUCAUCGCCGAUCAGUAUCGUCGAUUUGCUCUUCUUUUGAAUCCUCAGAACAACAACUUUCCGUUUUCGGAUCAAGCUUUUGGACUUGUUGUUGAUGCGUUUUCAGUUCUUUCUGAUCCCUUGAGGAAAAGUAUGUAUGAUAAAGAAUUGGGUUUUUUUCUGAAUCUUUACCCAGUUGCUUCUGCGCCUACACCGGUGAGUUUUGUGCAGCAUGGUGGGUUUAAUCAAAUGCCGGGGUCGACUGCAGACCAGCUGUUUGUGAAUAUGCCUAGUCAAGAUCAAGGUUCACAUGCUACUGGAGUAAGCUAUAGUAGAGAUCCGCAAGCUGGAAUAUCUAUGCCGGUUACAUUUCUGAAUCGUGAGCAAGAGACUAUGACUAUGGGGAGCUCGGGUUCGGAGCAAGAGCACCAGCAACAGCAGCAGCAGCAACAACAACCUGUAACAUCUCUGAGACAACAAACACAACAACCGGUGAGUUCUCUUUCGUUUUCAAACAUAGAUGAACAGCCUGCUACAUUCUUGAAUUUAAACCAACCACAGCCUGUAACUUCUGAGAGGAGCUUUAAUAGAGAAAACCCACCAUUUGGUAUUGGGUUGAGCUCGGCGAGAGGGCGAGAACCGGAGGUUACUGUUGAGCAGCAUGGGAAUCAACAGCCCCUAGAAAGAAAUGAGAAUGUAGUGGUGGGGAGCAAUGAAAAUAGACCUGCUAGUACUAGUAAUAAUGCGAGUAAUGUGAAGGAGAAAGAAAGUAGAGUAGAUGCAUCAGCUAAGAAGAUACCCAGUUUCUGGACAGCAUGUCCUUAUUGUUAUGUUAUGCAUGAGUACCCUUUGGAUUAUGUUGAUUGUACACUAAAGUGUCAAAAUUGUAAGAGGGCUUUUCAAGCUGUUAAGGUUGCUGCUCCGCCGAUUAUUGAUGGAAAAGAAGCUUAUUUCUGUUGCUGGGGAUUUAUGCCUUUAGGAUUUUCCGUGGAGCAUUUUGAGAGAAGUAGAAAUAAUGUUUCAAGCUGGUCUCCGUUUUCGCCCAUGUUUACUUGUCCAACCUCUGGGGCAAAUGAAGGGAGGAAUGCUAAGAAUCAUGCUGUUGGGGGGCAGAGUAAUGUGAGUACUUUUGGCAAUUUGCAUAAUGCUGGUGGAUCGAGAAGUCGGAGUGGACGAAAGCUUUCUGCUCCAAGGAUUUACAGUGAUGACGAUGAUGACGACGAUGAUGAUGAUGACGUACUUGUUGACAUAUCAGAGGUACUUUCUGGAGAUGCUUGACAUAUUGGAGGUACUUUCUGGAGAUGCUUGACAUAUCGGAGGUCCUUUCUUAAAGAUACUACUCCAAGGUAGAGAAAGGUAAAUUCUUGAAGAAGUUCGGUAAUAGGUGAAGAAGGAAAGAGAUUCAAGCCUUUCAUUUCACUCCAAAACUUAAAUCUUUCCAUUAUUUUCUUUGAUUAUCGUGUUCAUAUCUAGUCUAGUUGGUUUAGAUACUCUGCUUCAAGUCCCAACAACGGGAUACCUUUUUCCUGUUCUGAGAUGCGACUUUCUUAGGCCGAGGGUCUAUUAGAAACAACCACUCAACUGCACAAAGGUAGGGUAAGGUCUGCGUAUACCCCACCCUCCCCAGACCCCACUUAUGGGACUAUAUUGGGUAUGUUGUUGUAUUGUAUUGAUGUUUUGUUAUCUUCUCUUGGCUUUAGUAAUUCUCUUAUGAAGUAAACUUUGUAAUUGAGGAGUAGAUGAAACUAAUCUGUAACUUAUUUUGUUAGCUCAAUACAAUUUGCUUCGGA